AUGGCUGACUCCCAACGCUCUCGAGUCUUUUUUGACAUUCAAAUCGGUGACCAGAAGGCCGGUCGCGUUGCAUUUGAACUGUUCAAUGAUGUCGUUCCCAAGACCGCAGACAACUUCCGUUCUCUCUGCACUGGUGAGAAGGGUAUUGGUCAACAGGGCAAGCCAUUGACUUACAAGGGCUCAAUCUUCCACCGUGUGAUCAAGCAGUUCAUGAUCCAGGGUGGUGACUUCACAGCAUUCAACGGUACUGGCGGCGAAUCCAUCUACGGCGAGAAAUUCCCCGACGAGAACUUUGAUCUUAAGCAUGACCGUCCCUUCCUCCUCUCCAUGGCCAACUCCGGUCCCGGUACCAACGGCAGUCAGUUCUUCGUUACUACUGUCCCUACCCCUCACCUUGAUGGAAAGCACGUUGUUUUCGGUGAGGUGAUCAAUGGAAAGAGCAUUGUUCGCAAGAUCGAGAACAUGAAGACCAACUCCGACAAGCCUGAGGUUACUGUGACUGUGGCGGACUGUGGUGAAUUCAAGGGCGAGGAAUAUGAGAACGCCAACAAGCGCAUCCAGGACUCGACCGGUGACCCAUACGAGGACUUCCCCGAGGAUUUCCCACUUGAUGAUCUGACUGCGCCUUUGGCUUUCAAGAUCGCAACAGAGCUGAAGGGAUUCGGAAAUGCUGCCUUCAAGUCGGGUGAGCUUGCGCUGGGUAUUGACAAGUACCAGAAGGGCCUGCGCUACCUGAAUGAGUUCCCCGAGCCUGGUGACAAUGACUCCAAGGAGCUUGGUGAGCAGAUGAAGGCAGUGCGUUUCACUCUCCACUCUAACUCCUCCUUGCUGGCUGGCAAGCUUGCGCACUACCGCGAUGCCCAGAAAUGGGCCACCUUCGCUUUGGGAGUUGCGGACAGUGCCAAGGCUAAGGAUGCCGACAGGGCUAAGGUGCACUACCGUCGCGCGGUUGCUCACAUUGGCCAGCGUGAGGAGGAUAAGGCUCUCGAGGACCUCAAGCAGGCUCUUGCUCUCGCCCCCGGUGAUGUGGCUAUCACCAAUGAGAUCACCAAGGUUAACAAGGCAGUUAAGAGCCGCGAGGCUAAGGACAAGGCUGCUGCUCAGAAGUUCUUCUCUUAG
Molecule: messenger RNA, 1119 nt
Organism: Penicillium malachiteum
Lineage: Eukaryota; Fungi; Ascomycota; Eurotiomycetes; Eurotiales; Aspergillaceae
Exons: 5
Coding region: 1-1119 (372 amino acids)
Biological process (GO): protein folding; protein peptidyl-prolyl isomerization
Cellular component (GO): intracellular membrane-bounded organelle
Molecular function (GO): peptidyl-prolyl cis-trans isomerase activity; protein binding
Source: RefSeq, a predicted model, not a curated record